CUGUGUGUGUGUUGGCCGAGAUGUGUUUUCCUCUUCCACUGGAGUGAAAGUUACAUCGUCUGUCGUUCGUAAUGACGGUCUUGCAUCGAUGAAGGGGUUUCACACAGGGAAUUAAGGGCAAACUGCACUUUAACUUGGUGUAAAUAUGGCUCAUCGUUCCCAGUGCUCCUCUACCGGGGACAAUCCCCUGGACCCAAACUACCUGCCCCCUCAUUACCGUGAGGAGUACCGAUUGGCAGUUGACGCCCUGGUUGAAGCUGGCUUGGAGGGCUACUAUGGGUUUCUUCAGGAAGCAGAUGUAGUUGAUUUCUUAUCCCGUUCAGAGAUUGAGUAUAUCAAAAGCAGGAUGCAGGCUCCGCAUCACACUGCCCAACCAGAGAGGAGAUACAUGGCUGAAGAUGUAGAUGGCUCUUCUGACACUUACUGGCCGGUACAUUCAGACCAUGAUGCUCCGAGCCUGGACUUAGGCUGGCCACAGCAAUACAGAUUUGUUGGACCCACUGAGGUCACUACAUUGAUGAAUCCGCCUGACCCCGAGAUGCCAAGUAUCAAAGAGCAAGUCCGUAGAAUGAUCAAGAAUGCACAACAAGUUAUUGCUGUGGUGAUGGAUAUGUUUACAGAUGUUGACAUCUUUGCUGAUAUUCUUAGUGCAGCGACACGUGGUGUGGCUGUUUAUAUUCUUCUUGAUGAACUGAAUGCUCACCAUUUUGUUGGGAUGGUGAACAACUGUAGGGUGAAUCUGGAUGAAAUAAAAUUCAUGCGAAUAAGAACUGUGUCUGGUAGUACCUAUUACUGCAGAACAGGAAAGACCUUCAAAGGUCAGCUGAUGGAUCGCUUUAUUCUGGUAGACUGCAGAGCUGUUUUAAGUGGCAACUAUAGCUUCAUGUGGUCUUUUGAGAAGAUACAUCGCUGUCUUGCUCAUCUAUUUCUGGGACAGCUUGUAACCACCUUUGAUGAAGAGUUUCGGAUUCUCUUUGCCCAUUCAGAGCCACUGGUUGUUGAAAAUGUUUUGGCAAAUAUGCCACACUAUGGUGGUGAACCUGAAAGCUACUGCAACACAGAAAAGACCCACAUGCCUAACAGACAAUAUCCAACUAUGGGCAUGGAAUGGGCUGGACGUACUACAGAAGAUCAUAUGAAAUUGGGUAACAAAAUGUUACCCUGUAGAAGUGAAUCCAUCCACAGUGCAACAGAAGCAAAUCCCUCUGUUCAGAGGCACAUGAACCUGCAUGCUGCCCAGCAAUAUAGAGGGGAUCAUCAAUUUAUAGAGCAUGGAAGGCAAAUGAGAGGACCAAAUGAAACGGUUGGCUUCAAAAGACAUAGCUAUGGAAAUAUACCUGAUUACGAAUACAUGCCCCCUCAAAACCAUCCAACAAUGAGAGGAAACCAGUACAUGGAGGGAGCAAUGCCGCAGGGCGACUACUUUGCAAGGGAACCACAUAUCUACCAGGGAACUGGAUUGCAAUCUGGUUAUGACACGCAUGGAAGGUUUAGAGGCCAAGGCCAACACAUCGAUCAGUUUUCAGCGCCUGUCUACCCUCACGAGGAGGAUGAGGCUGAACCACCUGGAGCUUAUGACCAUAUUCAAAGAUACCUGAAGUCUCAACCUGCUAUGGAGGAAGGACAUGGUCCAAAAAAUUUAUUACCACCUGUGCAGUCCAAUCUCAAGAGACAUAGCAUGGGACAGUCUUAUACAUGUCAGACCUCCCCAACACAACCAAACCCGCCAGAACAGAAACGUUUCUUAAAUGUAAACCGCAAACCACAGGAUGUGAGUCAAAAGCAAGGCCUGCGGGACUGGAGGAUCAGCUCAUACCUCAGUGCAUGCGAUGAUGCUGGAGAGCUGGAUUUAGCUGAACUUGAAGGAUCCACUGCAUGUGAUGACAUUCCAUGUUUUGUAAAGGAAGCUCCUUGUGGCCCGGUAUGUGCUGAAAUUAGACCAGGAAAUAGAGAGUUUAACAGGAUACCUUCACCUAGGGAAAAUCCCAUGUUUGUCCAAAUUCAAAAUUAUUCUAUUGUGCCUGACAGUUUAGCUAAUCCUACAUCUGAUUUAUCACACAUAAAUAUCAAAACAACACCAGCAUCAACUUCAGAGUCUUCUUGCACCACCGAGGGUGACAAAGCAGAGGAGACGCAGAAUAGAGAACCUAAAGAGACUAACCGGAUAAGUGAAGAGUUCCUCAAGAGGAAACCCAGCCGACCUGUCCAGAGGAGUUCCAGACUGAGGCACUCGCUGAUAUUCAGUUCAAAUCUGGAGCUACAUACGUCAGAAGAGAUGAAAGAUACUGCUGGAGAAAAAGAUGGGGAUGAAACUUCAAAACUUUCAGCUCGUGUGUCACAAAUCUUCGAUAAAAGGAGGACUGGUUCUCCAUUUCAACCAUUUCAGUGGAGCAAUUUUGCAAAGUCAGCCACAUUUGAUAACUCCACCUCAGAGUCUGCACAACCUGAGGAUGAACUGAACAAAAUGGGUGAAAAUUCUGAUGUAGAUAAGGUUGAAACCUGCCAAAAUAUUCGAAAGAAUUCAUUAAAGGGUGAUCUGCAAGAAAAAGACCUGCCACAAACAGUUCCUGAAAAAAAUAGCCAAAGGGAUGAAUGUCCAUCUAAUUUAUUGCAAAAGCCAUCUUCUUUCAUAGAUAUGAAUGACCCUGACUGUAGACUGAGGUAUUUCAAAGAGUUAGCAGCCAAACGCAAACUUGCAACAGAAAAGGCUUCUCAGAGCAAUCCAAUGAAAGCCACCCAAACGUUUACUCUACCAGAGAAACCUUUAGCUAAUGAUGCAGAUAAAAAAACAGGGCCUGUUUUCAAGACCCCAGCAACUCCACUCAAGUCAAAAAAUACCCCUGCCACAGUAACAGGGAUCAAAGAAACCUAUAAAGACACCAAAUAUGAGGAAUCGAGUAAAGACAUCCUACAUAGAGCCACUGAUGCUGAAAAAAUUAGAUUUAAGAAAAAACUUGCAGAAGAGUCUGGCUCAACUUUAAAAAAUUUCAAGGGAGACAUUGAUCAAGCUCUAAAACCUGUUGAAGAGGCAAGAACAGCAUCUACAUCUAAAAAACAGACACCCCCCUUUUUAAACAUUGUUUCACAAAAGCCUCUCUGUGCCUUACAAAAUCAAGUAGAUUCUGUUGCAUUAGAUACUACCUCAACAGAAUCUGGCCUCAACCAAUAUCAUAUUCCUAAAGAAACAGAUCCCUCCCAUGCCAUUCUGACUGAGGGUUGUCCUCCUGUUAAGUUACCACAGACAAAGUGUGUGUCACCACUACGCACCACUCCAAAUGAGGGAAGUCCAUAUGCAAAAGAUUCCCAAAUUCUUGCACAGAGCUUAACCAAUAUUUCUAGCACAUGUUCUGAUACUGUGCCUCUUGGUUCUAAUUCAACAGCAAACCUGGCAAUUGUAGAUACUUGUGUACCUUCAAAAAAUGACCACAAAAAUACAGUUCCCUCCCCAGAAUUUCCUACAACUGGAAUUAGUUCCACUGAACACCCCAAUGCAACAAAGGCUGACCCCUCUCAACACCUCAAUGAAACUGGGGCAGAUUUUUCUAGACACUUCACCGCAGUAGGGGCUGAACCAUCUACAGCAGAAAAUGUGCAUUCCCAACACCACUCUACAACAGAGAAAAACGCUUCUCAACAGCAUACUUUAAUGGAAACAGACUCUUCCAUACCACCAGCUACCACAGAAAGUGAACCCUCACAAAAAUCUACUCCAACAGAGGCAGACCAUUCUCAACACACUCCUACAUCUAAAACAGACUAUUUUCAACAGCCUACUGCAGUGAGAAAAGAGUUUUCCCUGCACCCCACUGCCACAGAAUGUGGAACUUCAGAACACCUCACUGGAGCAGAGAUGGACUCUUCUCAGCUGUCUGCUGCAUCUGUGGAAGACUAUAUGCAACACCACGUGGCAAAAGAAAGUAAACAAUCCCUAAAGCCCACUGCAUCAGGUACACAACCCUUCAUACAGCCAAAUGCUUCUGCUGCAGCCUCUUCACAACAUUCCAGUGCAAUGGAGACAGACUCCUCCCAGCAGCCCACUGCGACAGCCAAAGACUCUUCUCAACACCCCACUGCAACAGGCACAGAUUCUUCUCAGCAACCCAUUGGAAAGGAGACAGACUCUUCUCAAAAGCCUAUCGCAAUGAAGACAGACACUUCUCAGCAGUCCACUGCAUCAAUGGUAGACACCAUCAAAGAGCUAAUUGCAUCAGAGGCAGACACUCCCCAGUCCCACACUGCAACAAAAAGUGACCUUUCCACAGAACCUUUCAAACAACUACCUUUAUUGGGGGCAGGCACUUCUCAACAGCCCACUGCAACAACCACAGGUUCUACCCAGCAGCCCACUAUAACAAUCACAGACUCUUCCCAGCAGCCCGCUGCAACACUGACAGACUCUUCCCCGGAGCCCACUGGCUCUUCCAGGAAGCCGGCUGCAGCAGACAAAGACUCCUCCCAGAAGUCCACUUCAACAGUCACAGACUCUUCCCAGCAGCCCACUGCAACAGUCACAGACUCUUCAGACGCAGACUCUUCCCAGCAGCCCACUGCAACAGUCACAGACUCUUUCCAGCAGCCCACUGUAACAGUCACAGACUCUUCAGGCACAGACUCUUCCCAGCAGCCCACUGUAACAGUCACAGACCCUUCAGGCACAGACUCUUCAGACGCAGACUCUUCCCAGCAGCCCACUGUAACAGUCACAGACUCUUUCCAGCAGCCCACUGUAACAGUCACAGACUCUUCAGAUGCAGACUCUUCAGACGCAGACUCUUCCCAGCAGCCCACUGCAACAGUCACAGACUCUUUCCAGCAGCCCGCUGUAACAGUCACAGACUCUUCAGGCACAGUUUCUUCCCAGCAGCCCACUGUAACAGUCACAGACCCUUCAGGCACAGACUCUUCAGAUGCAGACUCUUCCCAGCAGCCCACUGUAACAGUCACAGACUCUUUCCAGCAGCCCACUGUAACAGUCACAGACUCUUCAGGCACAGACUCUUCCCAGCAGCCCACUGCAGCAGAGACAGACUCUUCCCAUAAGUCCACUUCAACAGUCACAGACUCUUCCCAGCAGCCCUCUGCAACAGAGACAGAUUCUUCCCCUGAGGCCACUGCAGCAGUCACAGACUCUUCCCAGAAGUCCACAGCAACAGUCACAGACUCUUCUCAGCAUUCCAUUGUAACAGACACAGGCUCUUCACAACAGCCUGCUGCAACAACCACAGACUCCUUCCAGCAGACUUUUGCAACAGAGACAGACUCCUCCCAGCAGCCCGCUACAAAAGAGACAGACCUUUCCCAGACACACACUGUAACAGCCACGGACUCUUUCCAGCUGUCCAUUCCAACAGAGACUGAUUUGUCCCAGCAGCUCACUAUAACAGAAAGUGAAUUUUCCCAAAAUCCCACCAAAAUGGAGACGGAGACUUCCAAACAUCCUAUUAAAACAGAAAAUGAAUCCCUUCAAGACAUCACUGCAACAAAAUCUGACUCUCUGAAUGAGAAAAAAGAUGAUAACUUAUCUGAAGCCUUUAGCAAACUAAUACCCAUUCUAGAGGCUAACGUUACUCAAAAAGACAAUAGCAUAUCUCAAAAUGCAAUCAUCACAGACUUAAGUUCCCCAGCUAAACAUUCCCAAUCUGAUACUGUUACACCUUGUGAUAGCCAAGUGGAACUAAACCAAACACAAGCAUGUAUAACUCAUACAGUAAAAGACACAGACAAUGGUGCUUUAACUAGACUUGAUUCAAUGGAGGUGAGCUCAACUCAGCCUCAAGGUUCACCAGAACCUUGCUUGUCCUCGGAUGAGAUCAACUCAACUCAGGGAAUAACACAAUUACAAUCUAGCUUAUCAUCAAAUCCUAUGGAAUUUAGUUGUCAAAAAGACUCAAAGCCUGAGAAAACAGAUGGGUGCCAGACAUCUGACACCAUUACAGAGCAAACUGAGAGUCAUGACACUCCAGCUAUAGAUGCAGAGCCUCAGAUAGAAGUUUCUACAGCAAUAGACUCUAACGGGGUUGACAAAACGAAACAAACAACACCAGAGAUAGAAAACACUGUGACUAACAUUACAGACGUGUCAGAAAAAUCACAUUUGACUGUGCACAGUAAUUCAGAAAAUCAGUCUUCUGUUGCAGAGAAUGCAAAACCGAUUGUGUCUGCCCAUCAGACAUCUACUGCAAAUGUUAUCUCUUGUAGCAACCUUAGAGAUGACACUAAAGUUCUUUUAGAGCAAAUUUCAGCAAAAAACCAAAGCAGAUCUUCCCUGUCCAAGCAGACUCUUGCUGCACCCAAUGAAGCCAAAAAGACUGAGGUUAGCUCUGCAGAUAAAUUACUCUCAAAUUAUUCAGGAAGGCCCUGGUCCUCCAAGACUACACCAGAAGAGCGGGAGAUGGUACUACAAAAGAUGGAGCAAAUGCGUAAAGAGAGGAAGGUCUACAGUCGUUUUGAAGCCUCAUGAAUUGAACCAUUGGAAGAGGUGCUCCACCGAUGAACAAUAAGAGGGAUGCGAUUUUGCCAGAUUUUUUCAUUCUUAAAGUCUUACCUCAUAACUGUGAACCUGCACAAACUUGGAUUGAAGUGUUUUAUAACUUCUGAUUAUACCAAAGAGUACUGCCUAUAUUGAGAGAGUGGAAAUCCCUGCAGGGCUUAACAAGCUAUGCAGAUGAUCUGGAUGACAAAUACAGGAACUUUACCAGCUGGAAUAAGCUUUUGAUAGGGCAGGUAUUUCUUAGUGUGUAUAUCGCCUAUAUAGUAUAGCUGUGAAACACAUUUCUAAAUCUUCUGUAGUUGGGAGUUCUAUAUCAAGAAAUUAUGAUCUGUUAUAAAUACUGUAAAUAGAGAGUAACAAAAACGAGGAGUUCAUUAAAAAUGGAGCUGCCAGAGACAGAGCAUAUGAGCGAUGUGGAACGGGGGAGGAGUUGCAUGAUAUUGCCAGGAGCAAGAAGCAGGUUUUCUGAAAGUCUCCAACAUCGUUCUGAUUCUGCUCCAACAUGUUAACAGAGUCAGACUAUUGUUCGUGUUUCAAUACAGCAUAAAACUUUUCUCCAAGGUUUUUUUUUUCUUUUUUUUUCCAAUUAAUAUAGGUAUUUUGUGACCAGGUGUUUUUCACUGAUAUUAAAUACCAACACUGAAAGAACCUCAUAGUGAAUCAGUAACUAGGCACACAUUUUUCUGUGUAGUGAACUUGAAGCAGUGAGCUGGAGCAAAAUGAUCAAAGGAUGCUUUGAGGAGGGAAAAGGGAAAUUGCUCAGUCAUAUGGUCUGGCGAGAUAAUAGAAAAGGACAUUCCACUAGAUGAUUCAUUUAAGUGUUUACUAGUCCAUCAGUUGAUUGUGCAAACUAAAGAUAUGCCACUGUAAAAUCCAUUCUGUUGGUUUAUGUUGAUGCACAACAGAAACUCCUAAAGCACAUGUUUUUGAGUCCACGUAACAUAUUAAUGAGGAUAGCAUGCAGCACCUUUUACUAAAAGGAGUUUCUUAAUAUACCAAAUGUAUACAAAAAUGUGUAAUAUUAUGAAUUUAGGAUGAAAUAUUGAUUUAUUUAAAUUGUGAAAUCCGUUUGUCAACAUUUGUCCGUGUAUUAAGACUUGCAUCUGUUUUUGAUGGAGGUUCCCAUAAGCUACAUGUGUAAUAUGUGUAACUAAUAAUGUCUGUUACAUGUUCCCACCUGUUCCAAAAGUUGUAUGUUUAAAUCAUGUUUAGAGCAGAAUGAGUAAUACUACGCUGAUAUAAACUAAAAUAAAACUAGAACAUAAGACAUGUUCUUCAAAUA
Molecule: messenger RNA, 7772 nt
Organism: Onychostoma macrolepis
Lineage: Eukaryota; Metazoa; Chordata; Actinopteri; Cypriniformes; Cyprinidae
Gene: sack1ha
Product: family with sequence similarity 83 member Ha
Exons: 6
Coding region: 146-6460 (2104 amino acids)
Biological process (GO): protein localization to cytoskeleton; positive regulation of cell migration; intermediate filament cytoskeleton organization
Cellular component (GO): keratin filament
Molecular function (GO): keratin filament binding
Source: RefSeq, a predicted model, not a curated record